AUGUCUGCAGGCAAGCGAAACAACACGCUUCUUCUCUUCAGAGAUAACUUCACCAUAUCAACAUGGUUAGCCAUUGGUGCCCUCUUCCAAUCGAUCGCCUUUUCGGUGCUCGGCCGUAUGGCUUUUCUACCGGCGGCAUGUCUGUUACUGUAUCGUGUGGCGGAUGCCUACGCCAUCAAGACUGGCCUCAAGCAUAACCACUACCUGGAUGGUGUGAUUAUGGAGCAUGUAUCUGCUCAAAUCCCUGGAGAAACAGACGGCGAUGCAGAGACACCUGCGGACUCGGAUAUAUGUGUGUUCAUCAUUGGGUCGAAAGUCAAUCACCCCCUUGGACUACUCGCACCAGGCUACAAAGAGCUGGGUGAACAAUUCACGAGCAUGAUUCAAGAGAUCAAGAACAAUGCUGAAGAACACGGAUUUUUGGGCUCCAGAAGUCUUGUCGGAGCCGAGUCGGCCACAAACAACGAGACAGUAUCGAUCAUGUACUUCAAGACGUCCGAGGCUGUGCAAGCCUAUGCAACUGGGCCGCUUCAUCGCAAGUCGCUGACUUGGUGGGCCAAGCACGCAGCCAAAUACCCUCACGUUGGUAUCUUCCAUGAACUCUACCAAGUACGAAAGAAGGAUUGGGAGACAGUGUAUGGGCACAUGAAGCCAAUGUUUGCGGGCGAGACUCGACACAAGGUGGAGACAGGGCUGUCGGAGAAGGACGAAGAGGGAGCUAUCUGGAGAAGUCCGUUGGUGUUCACGACAGGAGUGCUCAAGACGAGUCUAGGAAGAAUGGGUAGGCUGCCGGGCAGCUACAUCCGGAGCGAUCUGGAGGUGAAGGAUGAAAAAGCUGGAGUUAUGUCGGUGUAAUGGGCAAUGUCUGUUUGAUGAGUUUAUGAACAACUAGACAGCGAGCAGGAUCGCACUUCU
Molecule: messenger RNA, 915 nt
Organism: Aureobasidium pullulans EXF-150
Lineage: Eukaryota; Fungi; Ascomycota; Dothideomycetes; Dothideales; Saccotheciaceae
Exons: 4
Coding region: 1-855 (284 amino acids)
Source: RefSeq, a predicted model, not a curated record